Molecule: messenger RNA, 3368 nt
Organism: Folsomia candida
Lineage: Eukaryota; Metazoa; Arthropoda; Collembola; Entomobryomorpha; Isotomidae
Exons: 3
Coding region: 1186-1941 (251 amino acids)
Biological process (GO): regulation of transcription by RNA polymerase II
Cellular component (GO): nucleus; transcription regulator complex
Molecular function (GO): DNA binding
Source: RefSeq, a predicted model, not a curated record
AAACGCUGUUACGAUUACCUCACGUUUCAACUAUUUAUUUAUAGCCCUCUACAACACGUAACAUAUGCAUGUUGAUAAGUAACCAGGGUUGAAAAUGAGAAAAGUGAACCACACCUGUUUUAUAGGUUUUAUAAGGUAUACUAGUGUAGAAGCCCGUCAAUCGACGUGCAAAAUUGGCCCGUCGAUAAGCCCGUUACCCCAACAUUAGUGAAGUUAGCCUCUCCUGUUCUCUCUGCAGAGUGGAGAGAGAAAAAGAGAGGCUAACUUCUCAACUAAGCCACCGACCCAGCCAGCCAGCAGCGAUACACUCGCCUGCUUUAUAUAGUUUAGAUAUAUAAUUUAGGAAGUUUACCACACGAUAAUAAAUAUCUCUCUACCAAACACCACGAGAAUUUGAGAAAAUUUACCACAUUGACAAUUUCAAACCAACAACCUUCCUUUACGCAUAUUCAUGCUUGACAUUAAUUAUGAAAAUUUAGAGCGUCUUGACAUUUUGUUUUGUAUGAAAUGUACCCGAGUCAGUUUCAAUUAAAAUGUUUUGCUGAGAGCAAAGUUCCUUGUAGACCGUGAAACAAGUACCAAUCUCUGGUCUGCUGUGCAGGGAAAAGUACAUAAUAAUUUUGAAGCAAUCUCAAAUUGCAACAUUUAGUAAACUUGAGUGCCAACUGGGAGAGGAAGAAAAGCAAACAUGUUGAAAUGACAUGGAGGGCAACACAUUACGGUUGACGAUAUAAAAUGGAAUGCCACAAGUACAUAGAAUCACAAAGGGAAAGAAUGAAUAAAAUCUGGUCUAUUUUACUAUAAUUUACUCAUAAUGAGUAAAGCUGGAUUUCCACUGCCGUGAGUCGUGCGCGACCUACGACGGAAAGUGUCCGACGAUGGCAUUUCUACCAAAGCAGACAAAAUCCGCUCGACGCGGCGGAGAGUGAGCUGAGUUGAGCGGAUUUUUGCCUCUCAUUUCCACCAACCGACUCAUUUCAGCGGAUACGAUCCGCGCGGACGAAAAAACUGUGAGUCGAUGAGUUGAACUUGGUUCAACUUUUUUUCGUCCGCUCGCCAAAAUCUAUGACAAAUUCUCAUUUCCUUGAGCGGAAUAUAUAAAAUCACAUAAAUUCACUUCUUAUUAUUUACAUUCCGCUAACAUCAAUUAUUUCAUGAAAUUAAAAUAUUCUAAAUAAAUAUAAAAUGUCGAGUGACAGUGAGGAGGAUGGAGGAAGUUUGAACAUCAACGAGGAUGGGGAUCAAUAUCAUGUAAUGGGUGAGGAAAUACCGGGCGCCCAGGAAGAGAACACUUGGAGGAACGAAGAUAUCGAAUUACUUAUAGAUACAGUGCGAUCAAAUCCAAUUUUGUUCGAUGUCAAAUCAAAGGAUAAUAAGAACAGUGGAAAAAAGGAACUGGUGUGGUUAAAUAUUUCCAGUACGGUAGGGAAGGAUGUUCCUGAAUGCAAGAAGAAGUGGAAAUAUCUGCGAGAUAAUUUCAAUAAAGUCAUUAAAAAGAAGAAAGGCAAGUCAGGCAAGUCCGGAAAGAAAGAAAAACAAUGGGAGUACUUCGAAAUGUUGAACUUUUUAAAGCCGUUCGUAAUUGCCAAUACUGAGUCUUCCGGAAAUUUGGAAAAAACUCCGGCGCCGGAUGAGACGACUUAUAGACGUGAUCGACAUCAUUCCCGGGUCCCGGAUUUAGAUGAGGAUUACCCCAUCAAGCCUGAGACCAUAUCGAAAAAGAUAAAGAUGUCAGAAAAAGUUGAUGCAGCAUUAUUGGGAUACUUAGAAAACCAAAAUAUCAAAGACUCGAACCACCAUUUCUGUAUGGCUCUGGCGGAUGAUUUGCGAAAAAUGACAGCAGCUCAGUCAUCGUAUGCAAAAAUUAAAAUUCAACAAAUUAUGUACGAAAUUGAAUUUCCUCAGAAUACAAUACCGACCUGUAAGGUUUCGCAGCGCUAACGAGUCUUCUUCUUGCCUCCAUGCGCCGUUGUCUUCAUCACCGGUGUCUACAAAUCCAGCAGGGCAGUAAGUAUCUGCACUCGGCGCCGAGAGAUCUUGAGAACGCAAAAAAUUGUGGAGUGCGAUGCAGGCUGUGUAAUUUUAACAGCAUAUAAUUAUUAUACGUAAUAUUGUGUAAUGACUAAUAUUGUGUACAAGUUUUGUGGAUUUAUACCUUUCACGAUACUUUCGACGUGCUGUGGCUGAGCAACAAUGGGUCGUCGAAAUAUCCUGAAGCGCUUCGACAUUACACCGAACAAAUUCUCAAUAAUUCGACGAGCCCUAGAAAGCCGGUAGUUAAAUAUUCUUCUCACUUCAGUUAGUCCUCGCCCUGGAUAUGGCCUCAUCAUGUAACAUUUUAAUGGAAAAGCUUCAUCUCCAACGAAAGUAAAUGGUAGUUGUUUUGUUGAUUCAGGUAGCAAUUUAGGUCCAGGAAUUCCAAGAUUUCCUAGUAUUACAAUAUAAAUUCCCAUUUACAUAAUGCAAAAAUGUGUUAUGACAGCGCUGCGAUAUUAAAUUAGCGUAAAAUUACCUGAUUCUAAUCUGGUUCCUAAAGCAGAAAUUGAAAAAAUUCCUGCAUCGCUUUGUCUCCCGUAGGCGCCUACGUCAACCGUUGUGAAUCGGUAGUCAGCAUCGCAAGUUGCCAUCAACCCGAUACUAAAUCUUCCUUUGUAAUUAUAAUAUUGUGACCCAGAUUUGUAUGGAGCUUCUAUAUCUAUAUGUUUUCCGUCCACUGCGCCGAUACAAUUAGGAAAAUUCCAACGCUCCCUGAAUCCUUUUUCGAUUAAGUUGUAGUCUUCAUUUGUUGGGGCCUAAAAAAUAUUCCAGCUUAAAAAUAAUUAGCGGGACAUGAGGCAAAUUAUUAUUACAUAAGUUAUCUUUACCUUCACAAAUAUUGGACUUAAUCUGUUCCACAAGAUCUGAGUCGUCUCUCGAACGAUUCGCCAAACAGUUGUAUGCCCCAUGCUAUAACUUGUAGAUAUACUUGCUAAGCAUCUCCGGUCGCUAAAUAUCUGCCAGUUAUGAAUUAUAUGUAUCAGUUAUUGCAUUAAUAAAUAUAUAAAUAUUUCUUUCUCGGCGCCGAGUCUUCGUCGUACCUGAGGGUGACAAAUAGCCGGAAAUCUGGGGGAAUUGAUGUCCUAUAAUUUGUGUCCUGUUUUUGGAGGUCUUCUUUAACAAUGCUCAGUACGGUAUCAAACUGUGCUGGAGUCAUUCUUGUGUACUGGCGAAAUUUCAGAGGGAACUUAUUAUACAUUUCAAUUAUCUUUAGAUGUUCCCCCCACACACCUCGAAGUAAAUUAAGAGGAUGCACCCAGUAGCGAUGCACUCUUUUUUUCCGGCGCCGGAUUAAAGCCAAAAUAAUAACUGGAUCCAUCGUUAAUUAAAUU